Molecule: messenger RNA, 963 nt
Organism: Miscanthus lutarioriparius
Lineage: Eukaryota; Viridiplantae; Streptophyta; Magnoliopsida; Poales; Poaceae
Source: the annotation of a GenBank genome assembly
AUGGGUAUCCUCUCGCUCAUCACCGGCAAGGCGGGCGCCAGCGGGUUCGGGUCCGCGUCCACGGCGGAGCAGGUCACCGACAGCGUCGAUGCCAGCCGCCUCACCGUCGUUAUCACAGGAGGAGCUAGUGGCAUUGGUCUGGAGACCUCAAGAGUCUUCGCCCUGAGAGGAGCCCAUGUGGUCAUUGCUGCUAGAAACACAGAGGCUGCAUCAGAAGCAAGGAAGAGCAUCAUGGAGAAGAACCCAACAGCACGUAUUGAUGUUCUGAAGCUUGACCUCAGCUCCCUCAAGUCUGUCAGGGCUUUCGCGGACCAGUUCAACUCGAUGAAACUUCCUCUGAACAUCCUGAUAAAUAAUGCAGGUGUGAUGUUCUGCCCUUUUCAACUGUCUAAAGAUGGGGUUGAGAUGCAAUUCGUGACCAAUCAUCUCGGACACUUUCUGCUUACCAAUCUCCUCCUUGAUACUAUGAAAGCCACUGCCAAGUCUACUGGUAUUGAGGGUCGCAUUGUGAACUUGUCAUCAGUUGCCCACCACCAUACAUAUCCAAAGGGAAUUGACUUUGAUAAACUCAAUGAUGAGAAAAUAUACAACGACAAAAUGGCUUAUGGACAGUCUAAGCUGGCAAACUUACUGCAUGCAAAGGAGCUCUCUAGAAGGCUGAAGGAAGAAGGAGCAAACAUCACAGUUAACAGUGUCCAUCCUGGAUUGAUCAUGACCAAUUUGAUGAGACAUUCCUUUGUUCUCAUGAAGGUGCUUCAGGUUGCCACUUACAUACUGUGGAAGAAUGUACCCCAGGGAGCCGCAACUACUUGCUAUGUAGGACUGAACCCUCAACUCAAGGGAGUGACAGGAAAAUACUUUGCUGACUGCAACGUGGAGAAGACGAGCAAACUGGCGAGAAGUGAGGAGUUGGCAAAGCAACUCUGGGACUUCAGCGAGGAGCUGAUCAAGUCUGCGAAAUGA